GAUUGGCGGUUGGUGAUGAUUGCGACCGGCGGCCUGCUGCGCAUCAACGCUCGGCGCCAAGACUCCCUGAAGACACACAAACACAGAGACACACACCAGAGGAAGAGCAAGAAGAAGAGGCGCAGCGAGGUGGUGGUGGUGAAGGGGAAGCUGCAGCUGUUCUCCGUGUCCGGCCUGGUGGCGGCGCUCGGCGUGCUGGUGCUGCUGGUGGGCGUCGUCAUGGCGGCGCUGGGCUACUGGCCGCGGGACGGACUCUUCUUCAGCGCUGCCGCGCCGCGGGAGGGCGCCGCCAUGGCCUCCGUGUCCACCGCCGGCUCCACGCCCCCUCCUGCUGACGCUCAGGGAGGAGGAGAGGAAGAAGGAGGAGGAGGAGGAGGAGGAGGAGGAGGAGGAGGAGGAGAUGAAGGUUUAAACCAGACAGAAAGCAUCAACGGGACGACCCGACAACUUCCACAAAGCUUUCUGGAGGAUUUUUUAGACAGGUAUCUGUACUCUGACCGGCUGAAGGUUUUCGGUCCGCUCAUCAUGGGCAUCGGGAUCUUCCUCUUCAUCUGUGCGAACGCCGUCCUGCACGAGAACCGCGACAAGAAGACGAAGGUGAUCAACCUGCGGGACAUCUACUCCACCGUCAUCGACCUGCACAGCCUCCGUAGAGCGCCGGGCGCCGCCGCCGGCCGCCGCUCCUCCGCCGCCACCAACCCGCUCAACGGCCUCGUCAACUACGUCCAGUCCCGCAGCCUGGAGGCGAAGCCCAGGGCGUACCCCGCCUCGCUGCAGGGCGGCCGCCCCCCCCCCGCCGGCCAGUCGUCACGGCAACCGUUGCCCGGCAGCAGCGGGGGAGGAGGGGACGGGGGAGGAGACUCGGUGUUCAGUAUCUACCGGGAGGUGCCUGAGGCUCCGCCCUCCCCCGCCUCCUCCCACAGACUCCGCCUCCCCGCCGCCUGGACCUCCCCACAGAAGGAGGUGCUCGGCUCCUCCACGCUACCGCGGCCCCACCCCCGCCCCGCCUCCCCCCGCCGGCGCCACUCUGCCCGGGCCGCGACAGGGCGGAGGAGGGAGAGGGGGGUGGGGGAGGGGGUGUGUCUCCCUCCUCCUCUCAGCUCCUCCACGCCGCCCUGUAGCUCCUCCCACCUCCACAGGGAGCUCCUCCUCUCCUUCUCCUCUCUCAGCCCCUCCCACAUGUCCCUGUCCUCCCUGUCCCACCUCCUGUCCUCCUCCUCCUCCACGCCGGCCCCGCCCUGCAGGAGGCGGAGCCUGCCGACCGCCGGCGUUGCCGCGGGUUACAGUAAACUGACGCACGGCGAGGACGAGUCGUUCGAGUCGACCGACGUGACGACAUCACACAGGAAGUACUCCAACAGGGAGAAGCUGAGGAUGAUGUCGCAGGUGGACUGUGGCCAGGGGCGGGACCAGGACCAGCAGGAGCCAAUCAGGAGCUAGCUGAUUGGUGAUUGACAGCACAAGUCAUGUGACUUUUUAAUGACAUCACACUAUGAAGUGUUUGUUGGUUCUGAUUGUAGCAAUAAAGUCUUCCAGCACAAAGUUCAGACAGACAGGAGGACAGACAGACAGACAGACAGGAGGACAGGAGGACAGACAGACAGACAGACAGACAGACAGGAGGACAGACAGACAGACAGACAGACAGACAGGAGGACAGGAGAACAGACAGACAGGAGGACAGACAGACAGACAGACAGGAGGACAGGAGAACAGACAGACAGGAGGACAGACAGACAGACAGACAGACAGACAGACUGACAGACAGAGGGACAGACAGACAGGAGGACAGACAGACAGACAGACAGACAGACAGACAGGAGGACAGACAGACAGACAGACAGAGGGACAGACAGGGAGACAGACAGACUGACAGACAGACUGACAGACAGACAGACAGACAGGGAGACAGGAGGACAGACAGACAGACAGGAGGACAGACAGACAGACAGACAGAGGGACAGACAGGGAGACAGACAGACUGACAGACAGACAGACAGACAGACAGACAGACAGGGAGACAGACAGACUGACAGACAGACAGACAGGGAGACAGACAGACUGACAGACAGAGGGACAGACAGACAGGAGGACAGACAGACAGACAGACAGACAGACAGACAGACAGACAGAGGGACAGACAGACAGGGAGACAGACGGACAGACAGGGAGACAGACAGACAGACAGACAGACAGACAGACAGACAGGGAGACAGACAGGGAGACAGAUGGGUCCUUUAACUCUGAACGUGUUUCUUCCAUCAGAAGUUUUUUGAACUGUAGAAUUGUUAAAAUGAAUUUAUAAUAUUAAUGAAUUAUUGCAGAAUGUUCCUGUUAUUUUAUAAACACUGUGAAAUGUUUCACACAUUAACGUUCAUCAGCAUGAAGCAGAACAUCACCGUCCAAUCAGCUGAGGCCUCUCACCGUCCAAUCAGCUGAGGCCUCUCACCGUCCAAUCAGCUGUCAUGGCUCUGACUGCAUCAGUAAUAAUAAUAAAGCACAUGAAGUUC
Molecule: messenger RNA, 2510 nt
Organism: Centropristis striata (black sea bass)
Lineage: Eukaryota; Metazoa; Chordata; Actinopteri; Perciformes; Serranidae
Product: transmembrane protein 200C-like
Exons: 4
Coding region: 16-1440 (474 amino acids)
Source: RefSeq, a predicted model, not a curated record